CGAGCGAACAACCUACUCACUACCAUUUCAAACUACAGGAGUUGACUUCGCUGGACCCUUUCUGGCCAUACACCUUGAACUCUGUUCAGAUUUAAGUACUGAAGCGUUCAAAGCCGCAUUUGCUCGUUUCGUCGGCAGACGCCAUGCAAAAUGAUGUCAGACAAUGGACGAACAUUUAUUGGAGCAAAGCGUAGUCUCAAUAAGGACCUCAUCGCAUUUCUCGGAGAGAUAUCUGAAGACAUCAGCAGGAAAUAUACCAUCCAUGGCCUCACCUGGCAAUUUAUUCCACCAUAUGCCCCCAUAUGGGAGGACUCUGGGAAGCAGCAGUGAAGAGUUUCAAAAUCCACUUCACGAAAAUCGCGAACAAUCAUAAGUUCACAUUCGAGGAAUUCACUACUCUUCUCGUGCGCAUUGAAGCGGUCUUAAACUCCAGACCGAUCUCCCCAAUGUCGCAAGACGCAGAUGAUCUGAACGCUCUAACACCAGGUCAUUUCCUCCGCGGAGCCCCCAUACACUCAAUCCCAGAACCAAUCUCGGAAAACCUGUCACUCAUAAACAAAUGGCAGAGGCUGAAAGUUCUACACCACCAAUUCAGCAAACGAUGGAAGACAGAAUAUCUGCAAGAAUUACACAAACGAUUUAAAUGGAAAGGACAGGAAUCCAAUCUCCGUGAGGGAGACCUCGUCAUCAUUAAAGAUGACCUUCUACCACCGAACGAGUGGAAGUUUGGUCGAAUUGUAAACCUCCAUCUCGCCCCCGAUCAAAAUGUCCGCGUAGUCGACAUUCGCACUCAAGGCGGUAUAGUCACUCGCAACAUCACUUAACUCUGCAUUCUACCACUAGCGUAGCACAUUUCCCUCCAAACAUAUACUCUCCCCUCUCUCAAAUCUAUACGAGGCCUUCUACACAAGCAUCUCAAACUCAUAGCGUUUUUCGACCCUUUACAAUCAUUACAGAAUA
Molecule: messenger RNA, 960 nt
Organism: Ceratitis capitata (Mediterranean fruit fly)
Lineage: Eukaryota; Metazoa; Arthropoda; Insecta; Diptera; Tephritidae
Exons: 2
Coding region: 303-824 (173 amino acids)
Source: RefSeq, a predicted model, not a curated record